Molecule: messenger RNA, 1710 nt
Organism: Camellia sinensis
Lineage: Eukaryota; Viridiplantae; Streptophyta; Magnoliopsida; Ericales; Theaceae
Product: glycosyltransferase family 92 protein At1g27200
Cellular component (GO): cytoplasm
Molecular function (GO): glycosyltransferase activity
Source: RefSeq, a predicted model, not a curated record
AUGGCCCGAAAAGUUCGCACAACAUUUGUCGUGGUGGUGGCCACCUUCGUCUUCUUGGCUUCAAUCUAUCAUCAUCUCAUCCGCGAUCACCACCCAAUAAUCUCCUCUCCAGAACCACUAAUCUAUCCCCAAACCACCUCCAAUUACGCAAUCUCAGAAGACCAACAACCAGAAUUACAAUCAGAAUCCGAACCAGAACCAGAAUCAGAACAAGAACCAGAACCAGAACCAGCCACUCACCAGGUCAGCCGCCACGUCCCCGCCGUCUCGAUUCUCCUUCCAUCUUGGGAAGUCCUCGUCAUAGUCUCGCCGGAAAUUCCGCCGCCUUCCGGCCACCACUGCACCUGCCUCUUCCACGACACCGAUUCCUCUCCGGCCAAACCUUCCGGGACUCUACCCUUUCCCAAUCGAACCACGUUUAUAUGCGAAUUCCCGGCGAGUCUGCGCCGUCAAUUCCCUUUCGUCCAGCCUAUCCUGACCACAAAAUCUCUCGAGAAUCCACCGGAGAGAGCAACUCCGGCGCCGGAAUUACUCCGGUGGAACUUCCUCGUCUACCAAUCGCUAUCCACCGAGAACGACGUCGUUGUCUUCGUCAAAGGCAUCAACAAUCGCCAAGGGAUUAACCGAUCGCCGAACCAGCUCCGAUGCGUCUUCGGCGACGACCUAAUUAACGGCGUCAAAACCUCCGUUACUUCCUCCAUGCAAGAGGUGUUCCGGUGCCAACCCCCACCGGAAGAACUAACGGCCGUUUCGCCAAUCAAAAUCUCGCUCGAAAUUUCGGAUCCAAAAAAACGUGCCGUACUUGUCCCCUCCGUGGCGUACUACACUCCCCCGCGCAAGAUAGCCAUUCAGCAGCAAAAAUCUCUAAUAUGCGCAUGCACCAUGGUGUACAACAUAGCAAAGUUCUUAAAAGAGUGGGUGGUGUACCACUCGGAGAUUGGGAUUGAGAGAUUCAUAUUAUACGAUAACGACAGUGACGAUGAAUUGGAGAAAAUCGUUGAAGAAGUCAUUCAACUCGGCUAUAAUGUGAGCACGUUGUUUUGGCCUUGGCCUAAGACUCAAGAAGCUGGGUUCUCUCACUGUGCUAUAUCGUCCAAUAAAGAUUGCAGAUUUAUGAUUUAUAUCGAUGUGGAUGAGUUCGUUUACUCUCCUUCAUGGCUCAAAUUUUCAAAACCAUCAGAUCAAAUUCUAAAGUCUCUCUUGCCAAAAUCAUCAUCAUCUUCAGUCGGGCAAGUAAUGAUUCCAUGUUUCGAGUUUGGGCCAUCAAAUCAGAAAUCACACCCGAUAAUGGGCGUGACGCAGGGUUAUAACUGUCGGAGAAGAUCUGAUAACAGACACAAAUCGAUAGUGUUGUUGGAUGCGAUCGACGUUUCGUUGCUGAAUGUGGUUCAUCAUUUUCGAUUGAAGAAAGGUUACAGGUCGAAGAAACUGAGAAAAGAAGAUGCGGUCGUGAAUCACUAUAAGUUUCAAGUGUGGGAUGAUUUUAAGACUAAGUUUCGGAGGAGGGUUUCGGCUUACGUGGCGGAUUGGACGCAGAAUGGGAACCUGAGGUCGAAGGAUAGGACGCCGGGGUUAGGGUAUGCGCCGGUGGAGCCAAGAGGGUGGUCGGGGAAGUUCUGCCAGGUUUACGAUGAUCGGUUGAAGGAUUUGACCAAGAGAUGGUUCGGGCUUGAAUCGCCAUCUGGGUAUCAGAUGGCUUGGCAAAGAUGA